ACCAACAACCAAAAAAUAGCAAAUGUCAGUGGCUGGGAAGUGACACAAAACCUCCAAAAAAUGGCUUCUUCUCUUCAUCUUCUCAUCCAAGUCCAACCUCUCCCCAAUUUCCCUUCCAUCACUGUUCCUCUCUUUCCCCAAAAACCCUUCCAUAUCCCUUCCCUGACCUCUCUCAAACCCUCCAACAAACCCCUUUUCUCUAAACCCCUCACAGUCCCAUUUGCUCUCACUGAAUCUUCAGAUUCUCCAAACUCACUUCAACCCAACAAUAACGCUCAGUCCCUCCUUCAACAACUUGCAGAUAGCUUUGAUCUUCCGCAGGACUAUUUUUCACAGCUUCCAAGUGAUCUUCGUAUAGAUCUAAAUGAUGCGGCUUUUGACCUUUCGAAUGGGCCGGUAAUUGAUGAGUGUGGUCAAGCUCUGGGAGAUACAUUGUUAAAUCUCUCUCGAGCAUGGGAACUUGCUGACACAUCAACUUCCCAUAGUUUAGCAAGCAAGCUCCCUGGGUUGGAGGAGUCUUUGACAGACAAUGCCAAAUCAGCUGGUUUAGCACUUGGCAAGCGUUUGGUGUCUGCUGGAAGGAGGUUCCAGUCCAUGGGGCAGUUUGGUCAAGGUGAACUACAGAAGAUUGCAAAAGUAAUGAUUACAACUGGAAGGCUUCUUUCUGCAAGUUCAGUAUCUACAGCAGCUGAAGAACAAUCAAAGAAGGAAACCAGGAUGUUUAAGUUUGGGGAACUUCAGGUUGAAUUUACAUCAGAUAAAGCCUACAUUGGUGCUGCAAUUGGCUUUGCUUUUGGGAUUCUUUCAUGGCAACUAGGUCAGGGUGUUCAAAGCAUUCCAGAGAGUUCAUUGCAGUAUGCAAAUGAUAAUGCUUUGCUGUUGGCUAAGUCUCUGAGGGGAGCUCUACUUGCAAUCUGCUACUCAUCGGCAGUUCUGUCUGCUUUUUGUACUGUGGGACUUGUCUUACUUGGAAGACAACUGGACUCAAAGGAAUAUAUGUUCUGCGACGUGCCACUAAUAUGAGUGAAGUUCUCCUAUGUCAUCCAAAAAAGAA
Messenger RNA from Quercus lobata, 1054 nucleotides. RefSeq names its product LOW protein: ammonium transporter 1-like protein. The record is from RefSeq and is a predicted model, not a curated record. The coding region runs from base 61 to 1023 and encodes 320 amino acids. Gene Ontology annotation, cellular component: chloroplast. The transcript is spliced from 10 exons. Lineage: Eukaryota; Viridiplantae; Streptophyta; Magnoliopsida; Fagales; Fagaceae.